UCGCUGGGUUCCCGGGACCCCCUGGUGACCGGCGGUUCGCCGGGUCACCGGACUCAGGCCCCAGGCCGAGGCUGCUUCCUCCCGCGCCACGGCCCAUGGUUAGCGGCCAGCAGCCGGGGUGCGGGCGGGGCGCUCCGGGGAGGCCGAGGCCGCGCGCUAUUCCUGUCGCUGUGAGCUACAGGCCUGUUAUGUGUGGCACCCAAUCACGCCUCCGACCGGCCGAGCUGCCUAGCGCACCCCCGCCCUAAUCCCCCAGGCUCUGAUUUGAUCCUCCGCGCGGAACACUCUCACCCCCCCUGCCCCGUAGCCAGUUGUCCCCGGUCCUUGCGGGUGCCCGCAGAACCCGUCCUCCUCGUCCACCCCCGGGAGGUCAGAGCCUUCGCCUCACACUCCCGGGACACCCCGAGCCGGGCUACAUCUGCGCAUCUGGGCCGUCGGAGAUCCAGCACCCUCGGGAGUCGGUCCACUCGCAGCUCGGCCCUUCCAGGUGAUGGUGCGCGGCCACUGCGGCCCCUGGGCAGGUGUGGGUUCCUCAAACUGGGCCGGGGAGGGAGGUUUGAGCAACGCGCUGACAGCCUCAGCAGCCGCCAAAACCAAACCCUGCACCCGCCCCCCUGCCCCGACACACUCCAAACUCCGCGCCCUCCACCACUAGGGGCUUUGGAAACCGUUCCACAACCGAACUGGCUCCGAAGGGGGCAACGGGAGAUUUGCGGACGUGGGCAAAGAAGCCCCCGCUUUAAACUGAGCAGGCAAAAACGAGCACCUGCUAGGGCCUUUGCGGCUCACGUUUGAGUGUCCUGGGGGUGCCGGGCCCCGAGAUGCCUCCGGCCGCGCACGGCUGGCCCCAGCCCCCGCCUGGCCGCUUCCCGCCCUGGGCAUCAUGAGUUACUUCCUGUCUUACUGCAAAGCUCAUGGCAGCGCGCUGCUUACCGGCUACCAGGCCCUGCGGGCCGAGGGCUUCCUGUGCGACGUGACACUGGAGGCCGAGGGCAGCGAGUUCCCGGCGCACCGGUCGCUCCUGGCGUGUUCCAGCGACUACUUCAGGGCCCUGUUCAAGAGCCACACCCGGGAAUCCCGGGAGUCCGUGAUCCACCUGCAUGUGCCGUCGGCGGCCGGCCUGCAGCGCCUGCUCGACUUCAUCUACACCGCCUGGCUGCCGCUGUCCAUGGACACCGUAGAGGACACGCUGGAGGCCGCCAGCUACCUGCAGGUCACAGAGGCCCUGGGGCUGUGCGGUCGCUACCUGGAGCGCCAGCUGGCCCCGGAGAACUGCUGUUUCGCCGCCAACGUGGCGGCGCGCUUUGGCCUGGCGCACACGCUGGACGCGUCGGAGCGCUGCAUUGUGCGUCACCUGCGGGAGCUGCUGGCGAGGGGCUCUGGCCCUAUGGGGCUGCUGGAGCUCAACCCCGCGUCGCUGAAGGCCGUGCUGGGUGCCCCCGACGUGGCGCGGGUGCCCGAGUACCGGCUGCUAGGCCUGGCGUUGGCCUGGUUGCGGCGGGAGCCCAAGGCCGAGCGCCUGGCCCACUGCGCCGCGCUGCUCGAGCGCAUCCGCUUCGGCCUGGUGCCGGCCAACAUGCUACGGCGCAUGUACUCGGGCUCUGGCCUCGCGCUUCCCGCCCGGGUCAAGGGCCUCAUCAUCCAGGCCCUCAACUACCACACGGCGCCGUCCCGCCAGCCUCUCGUGCAGGGCGAGCAGACCAGUGUCCGGAGUCCCCAAACCCGCAUCUUGUUGGUCGGGGGGCGCAGGGCGAGGGAGGCGGUGACUGAGGAGGUUGCGGCCCCACGGGGUGCAGCCAGGGGCAGGGGCGCCCCAGCUCAGCCCGAGGAGGAGGAAGAGGAGCAGUUGGAAGAGGAGGAGGAAGAGGAAGAGGAGUGGGAGCUCACCCAGGACGUGGUGGCUUUCGACGUGUACAACCACCGCUGGUGCAGACUCACGCGGCUGCCCGCACCACUACUGGGGCACAGCGUGUGCGCCGCGGGCAACUUCUUGUUCGUUCUAGGCGGGGAGAGUGCCUUCUCUCCCUUGGCUGACGGCCCGCGGGAAGUCACGGCCCAAGUGCACCGUUACGACCCUCGCUUCCACACUUGGACGGCGGUGCCCGCUAUGCGAGAAGCGCGGGCGCACUUCUGGUGUGGCGCCGUGGGCGAGGGGCUUCUGGCUGUCGGGGGCCUGGGCGCCGGCGGCGAGGCACUGGCCUCGGUGGAGAUGUACGACCUGCGCCGGGACCGCUGGACGGCGGCCGGGGCGCUCCCGCGGGCGCUUCACGGUCACGCCGGGGCUGUUGGGGACCGUGGCGUCGUGUAUAUCUCCGGGGGCAAGGCGGGGAAAGGCGAGGGCGGCGCGAGCAGUCUCAGGGACGUAUACGCCCUGGGUCCUGGGGAGCGGGCGUGGAGCAAGAGGGCGCCUAUGGGCACGGCCCGCUUCGGGCACCACAUGGCUGCGCUGCGUGGCGCGGUGUUCGCCUUUCUGGGGCGCUACGAACCCUUCUCUGAGAUCGAGCGCUACGACCCCGGCACCGACCAGUGGACUCGACUGCGGCCGCUGCCCUACGACCGCUUCUCCUACGGGCUGGCCGUGGUGGAGGAGACAGCGCUGCUGCUGGGCGGUGUCAAGUGGCGGGGUUCGCGCCAGGUGCCAACCCGCAACGUGGUGGGCUAUGAUCUCGACCUGGACCGCUGGGAGGACAUAGACUGUGCGCUGCCCUGGGCCUGGAGUGGCCUGCAGUGCGCAGUGCUGCAGCUGGCCGAGGGUGGGGACGAGGAGAGGGAGGGAGAGACCAGAGAAGCUCCAGAUUUAGUGCUGGGCCUCAGGGGUUAGGGCAGUCUCUGGCGACAGAGGAGAAAAUAGUGCUUGGGCAAGUUUACAUAGAAAUACGUGGGCGUUUCCUAAGAAUGGGGCUCUGGGAGCAGAGUGGCUUCUGAAGAUUAAGGAAGCAAACAAAGGCUUGGCCAAAGGGCCAUUUCCCUUUAAGGUGAGAAUGGGAGACAGGAUGGGUCAAAUAGGAUAUAUGAAUCAACUUCAGUGAGCUAGGGAUUUCUAGAAAUUCUCAUGCUGGGCCAGAGAUGGGCUUUCAAAAGGAAAAUAUGACCCUAUUUUCCCUCUUACAAUUGAAGUGUUUCCCUAGGUGCUAAACAGUGAUUACUUUUGUGCCAAACAAACAAAUGGCCAAAAAUGUACCAUAAUAAGUUAUAUACAAGACCCAGAAAAUCAUUAGCUAUAAAGGCUGUCAUAAAUAGCCCUAGAACAUGGCAUUAUCUGAAUAAACAGUGAAGGGAAAGUGCCUUGGUUAAACACCACGAAAUCAUUGUAAGGAGAACUAUGAUUUUAUCAUCCAGAACCAUGGUUCUGUUCUGACGGUUUACUAUAAAUAUGGAACUCAGAGGGAAAAAAAUCUUAAGAGAGCACCUUUUUUUUUUUCCUUUUAUUGAGAAAAUGACCUAGGUUAAGUUUUUCUGUCCCUCAUCCUUCAUGACCCUUUGUCUGCUUUUGCCUUAAGCUUUAGGCAGCUCAUUGGUUUUAAGUUUUAUUUUAGCAACCCUUAGCCAUAAUAAUGAGGCGCUUCCGGUUAAGUGGAACACCUAACAAAAAUGAAACCCUAUUUCUUUCAUCCUCUUUAAAUGUUCAUUCUGUAGACAUGCUGUAGGUUAUACUGAAAAAAAAAAAAAACACCUUAUUUUUGGUGGCUCCUCAACCCACCCUCCCAAAUUUCCCCAAAGAAUCACAGAGAAAGGAAAGAGAGAAGUAGGUGAAAAUUUCAAGUUCACAUCAGGUAAAUGUGAAACCAGCUUGAUUUUACAGGGUCUCAGAGACGAUGCUUGUAUACACUGUAUGGGUGAUUUUUCAUUGUACCACCAAUGGAGUGGCAGAGUUAGAACUCGUAACUGUGGAGGGAUGGAAAGGUGGCUGUGUGAUUGUGUCACAAAGGAAUAUGGUGAGG
Molecule: messenger RNA, 3941 nt
Organism: Rhinolophus ferrumequinum (greater horseshoe bat)
Lineage: Eukaryota; Metazoa; Chordata; Mammalia; Chiroptera; Rhinolophidae
Gene: KLHL34
Product: kelch like family member 34
Exons: 1
Coding region: 884-2821 (645 amino acids)
Molecular function (GO): protein binding
Source: RefSeq, a predicted model, not a curated record